UCUUACUUUAUUACUGCUUUUGCAAUUAAGACGACCAAACUAUUCCAUCUCUCUCUCUCUCUCUCCUUUAUUUUCUCAUUCUCUCUCCCAGAUUCUCUAUCCAACGCCAUGAUAGGAGAGAAAGAUCUCGCUAUCGACGGCGAAUGCUCUCGAACCAAAACAUCAAAGCCUCUAUUCUCUCAUCUCAACAACAACAACAAUCAACCUGAGAGAAUCAGCGUCCGGUCCAGUAACCUCGAUGGGUCUCCUUCUAAAUCCUCGCCCAGAUCAGGAAACGAGCUCACUCUCAGCUACCUCUGCGGCGAGAACCGCGACCUCUCCGAGAAAAUCGCUGACCAAAAGGGGAAAGAAGUGGUAACAACCAUCUCCGAGAAUCCAAGCUACGACGAGAAGCGGAUCGAGAGAGACUUCUUCAACCUCAGAGAAACCAAACGAAAGGCCCAUCACGACGAUGACGUCGUCAAAGAAGAAGAGAAUAAUAAGAUCGAGACGCUAAACCUCUCUCUAUCUCUCCCCGACGUCUCUCUAUCUCUGACGGCCUCAAACGCCGUCAAAAGGCCGAGGGUAGCGAGCAGCGAGCGAACGGCGUCGUUUUCGAACGACUUCACGGCGGCGACGGCGUCGUACUCCCACUCCCACCCUUUCUCCCACAACAUGAGCUGCUCGAUGACUCGAAACUCCACGGACUUCGAGACCUCCGAUCACGUCUGGUGCGCCGGCGAAGGAACCAACGGAUCCGUCCACAGCCGAUUCAGACCCGUCGGCGACGGCGGCGGCGGCGGAGUCCUCGCGGUCAAUCCCUUCUCCGGCAAACCCUCGAACUCCUCCGAGUACUCCUUCUUCCCUUCCGAGCUCCCAGCUCGUCCCGGGACCGAAGCCGUCGCCGCCAAAUUACCCAAUCCGGAAGAAGACGACGCGGUUAGAUCGGAGAAGGUCCUCUACGACAUCGUUUCGAAGUCUAUCUCUUCCGUGGCGUUGAUUAUCCAAGGGAUGGCUGAAGAGACCCUGGAAGCAGCUAAAGAGUACUUGAGAAACUUGAUCGACUCUCCCGAGCACAAGGAGAAGCUGACGUGUCUUCAGAGCCACAUCGACAAAAGAUCCGAUCUUUGCAAAGAGACGCUCUCCAAAUGCGUCAAGGACCAGCUGGACAUUCUUGUAUCCGUGAGAACGGGGCUUAAGUACUUCCUCUCUGGUAAAAUCAGAAUCCCUAUGAACGAGCUUGUGGAGAUUUUCCUCUUCUUGAGAUGCAGGAAUGUUAAUUGCAAGAGUCUGUUACCUGUUGAUGACUGUGAGUGCAAGAUCUGUUCGAAAAACAAAGGCUUUUGCAGCUCUUGUAUGUGUCCGGUUUGCUUGAGGUUUGAUUCGGCUAGCAAUACUUGUAGUUGGGUGGGGUGUGAUGUGUGUUCUCAUUGGUGUCACGCUGCGUGUGGGAUUCGGGAGAAUCUGAUCAAACCGGGGAAUAGCGUGAAAGGUCCUCGAGGAAGGACCGAGAUGCUGUUCCAUUGCGUUGGAUGCGCUCACAAGUCGGAGAUGUUUGGGUUCGUUAAGGAUGUGUUCGUGUGUUGCGCUAAGAACUGGGGGGCUGAGACUCUUGUCAAGGAGCUUGACUGCGUUGGAAAGGUUUUUAGUGGGAGCGAUGAUGGUAAAGGCAAAGCUUUGCAUCUCAAAGCUAGUGAGAUGGUUAAGAAGCUGGAGAGUAAACAGAUCUCUCCGCAAGAUGCUUCUAACUUCAUCAUUCAGUUUUUCAACUAUGCAGAGUCGGUAUCAGAGUUUCCUGAACCGAAAGAGCAAACAGUUGUAGCAGAAUCGAGCUACAGAAAAGACGAGGCAUCCGUGACGCCUUCAACGUCCAAGGACCAAAUGAAGAAGGGCUUUGCGUUAGCAGAUGCGAUGAUGAACAGUUUCGAUAGUUUGGAGAGCAUGGUGAGGAUCAAGGAGGCUGAAACGAGAAUGUUCCAGAAGAAAGCGGACGAGGCGAGGAUAGAGGCGGAGAGUUUCAAGAGGAUGACAGAAAUGAAGACGGAGAAGAUGGAGGAGGAGUACGCGGAGAAGAUAGCUCGGCUGUGUCUGAAGGAGACGGAAGAGAGGAGGAGGAAUAAGCUGGAGGAGUUGAAGAAGCUUGAGAACUCGCACUGCGAUUACAGGAACAUGAAGCUGAGGAUGGAGUCUGAGAUCGCAGGGUUGCUGAAGAGAAUGGAAAGUACAAGACAACAAUUGGUAUGAAGGAAUCUGAAAAACAGAGUCUUUCAGUUAUGCAUUUAUUUACUUUUGUGGGAAACAUCAGUCUUGAGUGCUUUAAUUAUUUCUCUUGAUGGGAAUUGCCUUCUGAAUGUGUUUUUUUUCUUCUUUCUAAUCUAUAAUUUCGGUUCUCUGCUUA
This is a messenger RNA of Brassica napus (rape), 2377 nucleotides long. Its product is annotated as protein OBERON 3. The record is from RefSeq and is a predicted model, not a curated record. Lineage: Eukaryota; Viridiplantae; Streptophyta; Magnoliopsida; Brassicales; Brassicaceae. The transcript is spliced from 2 exons. Gene Ontology annotation, cellular component: nucleus. Bases 109 to 2223 code for a protein of 704 amino acids.